CAACCAAUCAGAGUGAACCAGGAAGAACUCAUUGGUGUCUCUGAAGACAUGCUGCAAAUUUGUGUUUUCUUUUCCUUUUCUGCAAAUCUGAAGUAAGCAGUUGUUGUUUAUUAUGGACGGUGACUCGAAUGUAAUGGAAAAUAAGAGUGUUAACCUGAGAAGGAAGAGAGAGGAGACAGAGGAUGCAGGUGGAAAGAUUGCUAAAACAGGAACUGAGUCUUGCUCAGAUGAGUCAGAGAAUCAGAGAAGUGUCCAUGAAGUCAUAACCUUCAAGACGUCUCAUCUACCAGCAGAGCACUAUGAUCCGGACACAACGGAGCCCGUCAGCUCUGCCUUGAAGUCUUUAGAUGAGCUGCUUUCCUGGAAGCCCAGCAGUGCAAAUCCAUUCAACAAGGCCACCGUCCCACUGGAGAAAAGAUGGCCAUCACUGCAAGACUCUCAGAUGAGGACGCUCGUCUGUCAUGACAUGAUGGGAGGAUACCUGGAGGACAGGUUUAUUCAAGGUGCCGAGGUGGACACACCGUACGUGUUCUAUCACUGGGAAUAUAUUGACAUUUUCAACUACUUCAGCCAUCAUAUGGUGACCAUCCCUCCUGUCAUGUGGACCAACGCUGCUCACAAACACGGCGUGCUCUCGCUAGGCACCUUCAUCACAGAGUGGACCGAAGGAGAGAAGAUAUGUGAGGUUUUCCUGGCUGGAGAGGAGCAGUAUCGAUCAGUCGCUGAUCAGCUGGUGCAGAUUGCGCACUGUUACGGUUUCGACGGAUGGCUCAUAAACAUAGAGAAUAUGCUGAGUCAAGGCUCUGUGAAACACAUGGCUCCAUUCCUGCGUUACCUCACUGACCAGAUGCAUGAGCAAGUUCCCGGCAGUUUGGUGAUCUGGUACGACAGCGUUCUGGAGGACGGUAGCCUGAAAUGGCAAAACCAACUCAACAACAGCAACAGAGUGUUUUUUGAUGCGUGUGAUGGAAUUUUCACCAACUAUAACUGGACAGAGAGCAGCCUGGAGGAUAUGGCAUCAGAUCCAGCAGCACAGCAGCGUCUGGCUGAUAUUUAUGUCGGCAUUGACGUGUUCGCAAGAGGAGACGUAGUAGGAGGAAAGUUUGAAACAAAUAAGGCUCUUGAGCUGGUGCGUAAACACAGACUUUCUACUGCCAUUUUUGCUCCUGGUUGGGUUUACGAGUGCCACGACAAGGAGGAUUUCCGCAAGAACCAGGACAAAUUUUGGGGCUUGUUGUCAGACUUCCUUUACAUUCACCGUCCUGAGUGUCCUCUUCCAUUUAUCUCCUCAUUCUGUCAGGGUUAUGGAAGUCAAUUCUACUGGAGAGGGAAGGUAGAGCAGAAUAAAACCUGGAUGAACCUGAGUUCGCAGGAGCUGCAGCCUCUUUAUGUGAUGGAGAAUCUGGAAGCAGGAGGCUGGUUUCAGACUCAAGGCUGCUCAGAGAAAGUGUGGACUGGAGGGAGUUCACUCCUCCUGGAAGGAAUCAUGCCCAAAUCACUGUCUAAAAUCUGUGCCAGGAUAUUUUCACUCCACGUGCCGUUGGCCUCAAGGACGUUCAUAUCAUGUGUCUAUCAUCCGUCAGAAAGAGUGGAUAUCUCUUUAGAGCUGAAAACCACAGAUGCUGCUAUUAGCGAGGAGAUGAUGAUUGGUAAUGUGAUUCCAGUGGGGUUGGAUGAAGAUCAUGAGUUGGUGAAGCAAUUCACUCAGAGCUAUGGAGAGCAGAAUGCAGACGGCUGGAUUAUCAGGUGUUUUCUGCUGGAGGGGUCCAGUAGUACUCUAAGAGAGGUGUGUGUCAGAGUGUCCCGAAAAGAAGCAGAAUCACAGGAUCUUCCAUUUAACUGUAGGAUCGGCCAGAUCAUGGUGUUGGAUCCAGAGUCUAUCUUCAUGCCUAAGUUGCCCAUCGAGAACAUGUGUGUAUCUGAUGUGGUGUGGCACAGAGGAGACGUUGAUGUCAAUGGUAAAGCUACAAAAGUAUUUCUGAACGCUACGCUACACUGGAGCUACCCGACUCGACUGCAACGGUAUUUUCGUGUGUAUUGGCGUCACGUACGUGGUCCGGAUCCUAGGGUCGGGCCUGGACCGCCCGUUCUUAUCGGCCGAGCGUAUUCAACAGUGUACCGUGUGGUAGAGAUUGAGGUUGGACACAAGUUUGGAGUGAUUGACCUGCUAGUGGAGCCGGUGAGCAAAGAAGGUUGCUGCUUGCCUGAGUCUCACUGGGGGAGACAGACCCUGAGCUACACCCAAUCCUCUGAUACAUAAACAUAAACAUACACACAAAGACCGUUUUAGUAAAGCAACUGUAAGUGUGUAUUUUGUAUUGCUACUGCUUUUAAAAAAAUUUUUUUUAAUAAAAUACCUUCCCCUGCCUGUU
Molecule: messenger RNA, 2372 nt
Organism: Tachysurus vachellii
Lineage: Eukaryota; Metazoa; Chordata; Actinopteri; Siluriformes; Bagridae
Gene: engase
Product: endo-beta-N-acetylglucosaminidase
Exons: 14
Coding region: 113-2260 (715 amino acids)
Biological process (GO): protein deglycosylation
Cellular component (GO): cytoplasm
Molecular function (GO): mannosyl-glycoprotein endo-beta-N-acetylglucosaminidase activity
Source: RefSeq, a predicted model, not a curated record